GUGACUGGCUGCACUCUUGCCUACCACUAAUAGCAGCGAGAAAGAAGCCUCGCGCGAUGCUUCACGUUGGCGUCCCUCGUCUGCGCUAGACUGUAAUCGAGGGCGCGCCAGUCUCGCCGGCUCAUGGCGACCCAUCGCCUUACCACGGAUCUGUAUGCGCCCAUCACGCUCACCUCUUGCCAGAUCAAGGUUUCGAGAUCAAGGUUUCGGGCGUGCGUCGCUGGUCAGAAACUUUACAGCAUGGAGGUGACAACACCAGCCACGCUCGCCGCAAUGGUUUACCUAUACAGUAGCCUGCUUCAGAAUGAGCGCUCAAACCCACCCUCCAACGCCAGCGGCGUAAAGCGCUAAUUGCGCCGAGGGAAACUGGCUGAGCGGGAGUCGGCCAAAACCAGGGCCAAUACAUGCAUCGGGCGGUGUCUUUUGACUUUCUUUUGCCUCCCGAUCACCAUCGCAGAAAUUGCUUGCCACAUGCGCACACAGAUGGCGGCCACUCGGUCUGCUGCUCCCUAUCAACCACUCCUGGGUACGCUUGCGUUGCGCACGGCACCACGAUCUCGACGCCUAACCGUUGGACCCGCGAAUUCACGCGGUUGCAUCCGCUCAGGCACGCACUUGGUUCCUGAUCAGGUUGCCACGCUUCCUUUAACUCCAUACUUUGCAAAUCUUGGAUGCAGACUCGAUAUCCGCCUGGACCUUGCGUCCAGCAUCCGCCCCUGACGCCAAGCACGCUGCCGCCCGGUGUUCCAAGGUAAGCGGAGUGGCAAGUGGGGACGCCAGCGAUGAUGAGAUCCGGCCGACGCUGGCUUGCGAUUGUACAGGCACGCAGUGCAUCUGCAAGGAUGCUUCUGCAGCUCGCAAUCUCGCUGCAAAAGAAGGUUCCGACUCGACGUCUAUAAAGAUGGCGUGCAAACUCCCAGCUCGACUCAUUUCUCUUCACUCAUCAUCAACUUCAUCCAAGCGAUUCAUCUCUACGAAUUGACCGGCCUCAAUUCACGAGCAACCUUGAAGAACGACUGGUCUCGUUCCGCGCCAACACAGCCGUCUUUAAGCGCCAAUACCGUCGACACCCUGAUCGAGCUGGCCUCUACCGGCGUCGACUACAUCAAACCUACGCCCGCUCUGCAGCGCAUUGCAUUGGCAUCUGAUAGCAUCAUAUAGUAAAUCAUAGCAAAGUUCAGUUCUUGUAUUCUGAACCAGCCGCAUUAGAUCUCAAAGACUACAUAAUUUCACUUCACAAACCGUGGACAGCAG
Molecule: messenger RNA, 1254 nt
Organism: Ceraceosorus bombacis
Lineage: Eukaryota; Fungi; Basidiomycota; Exobasidiomycetes; Ceraceosorales; Ceraceosoraceae
Source: the annotation of a GenBank genome assembly